This is a messenger RNA of Phacochoerus africanus (Common warthog), 1163 nucleotides long. It is a transcript of the gene NR0B2, whose product is annotated as nuclear receptor subfamily 0 group B member 2. NCBI's taxonomy places the organism in Eukaryota, Metazoa, Chordata, Mammalia, Artiodactyla, Suidae. The transcript has 2 exons. Bases 30 to 812 code for a protein of 260 amino acids. Gene Ontology annotation, cellular component: nucleus; cytoplasm. Gene Ontology annotation, molecular function: transcription corepressor activity; transcription factor binding. The record is from RefSeq and is a predicted model, not a curated record. Gene Ontology annotation, biological process: circadian rhythm; negative regulation of transcription by RNA polymerase II.
CGGAAGGAAGCAGGAGCAGAGCCUCAAUCAUGAGCUCCAGGCAGCCAGGGACCUGCCCAUGCCAGAGUGCAGCAGGCCGCCCAACCAUUCUGUAUGCACUUCUGAGCCCCAGCGACAGGGACCGGCCGUCUGUGCCCCCAGCCCGCAGCCACUGCCUGUGCAGGCAGCACCGGCCUGUCCGGCUCUGUACCCCCCAUCGCACCUGCCAGGAGGCUUUGAAUGUUCUGGCCAAGACGCUGGCCUUCCUCAGGAACUUGCCGUCCUUCUGCCAGCUGCCUCCCCAGGAUCAGCGGCAGCUGCUGCGGGGCUGCUGGGGUCCCCUCUUCCUGCUUGGUUUGGCCCAAGACAUUGUGACCUUUGAGGUGGCUGAGGUCCCAGUUCCCAGUAUACUCAAGAAGAUCCUGCUGGAGGAGCCCAGCAGCGGCGCAGGUAGUGGCCAGCCGCUGGAUCGGCCCCAGCCCUCGCUGGCUGCCGUGCAGUGGCUUCAGUGCUGCCUGGAGUCCUUAUGGAGUCUGGAGCUGGGCCCCAAGGAAUAUGCCUACCUGAAAGGGACCGUUCUCUUCAACCCUGAUGUUCCAGGCCUCUAUGCCUCCUCCCACAUCGGGCACCUGCAGCACGAGGCCCACCAGGCACUGUGGGAGGUCUUGGAGCCCUGGUGCCCAGCAGGCCAAAGCCGCUUGGCUCGUGUUCUCCUCGCAGCCUCCACCCUCAAGUCCAUUCCGCCCACCCUGCUUGGGGACCUCUUCUUUCGCCCUGUCAUUGGAGAUGUUGACAUCGUUGGCCUCCUCGAGGACAUGCUUUUGCUGAGCUGACCUGCUCCAGCCCAGGCAGAGAUCAGGUGGAGGCUGGCAGCACUGAUUUGACCUGGCUGUCCCCAGGGGUGAGCCGGUGCUCCCAGAGGGGGCAAGCCUGGACAGCGAGCUCUCGGCUCCCCAGUAGCAGCUAGUCCUGGCCCAGCCAAUUGGGCUACACCCUAUCUUGGCCUUCCUUGUUUUGGGCACCGUGCUCCAGCUGUCUGGCCAGCCCUUGGUGGUCCCAGGACCUUUGGGCCAAGACUCCUGUCUCCUCCUGGGAUGGGGUUGGAAAGUCUGACUGCUCACUGGGUCAGGAGUCCUCCUGACUUUGUACAGAACUGACUUAAGUUAUUGGUUUUUGUAAUAAAA